AGAAAGCAAGCAAGAAAGCAUAGUCACUCUCAACCCCCCUCGGUCUCUCUCUCUCUCUCUCUCUCUUUCUCUCUCUCAAUAAUUCCCCCCAAUUCCCUAAAUUCACCCAUAUCUUUGUUCAAAUUCCGCAAAAUUUUCCUAAAUUCUCUUCUACAAUGCUUGAUCUCGAGUUCUUGAGUGACCGGUAGGUUUGAUUUGCUCAAAAUUUUAAUCUUUUUGGUUGGAGUUGGUUCAGGGAAGUGGUGGAACUGGGGGGGGGGGGGGAGGGAGUGGUGGGAAUGCUGGAGGUUGUUGAGGGGGAGAUGAACGGAGGCUACGGGCAAACGCAGCAGAGCUGCGGGGAGAGCAGCGAGGAGGAGCUAUCAGUGCUCCCGCGGCACACCAAGGUGGUGGUGACCGGCAACAACCGGACCAAAUCCGUGCUCGUCGGGCUCCAGGGGGUCGUCAAGAAGGCCGUCGGCCUCGGCGGAUGGCAUUGGCUGGUGCUGACUAAUGGCAUAGAGGUGAAGCUGCAAAGAAAUGCACUUAGUGUGAUUGAAGCCCCAACUGGUCACGAGGAUGAUGAUGAGACUGAGUGUGAAAAUAUGCAGUGGAAUGUUUCUGAUAUGGCCUCCGAUGACACACAAUCGCAGAAGCCACACAGAUCCAGAAGCAGACAGCAUAAAGGGUCUUGCAACAAAUCCUCGAGCCGCACUCAUUCGUGUGAUUCACAAUCUAAGGGAUCUGUUUCAUCCUCUAGGGGCACAAUGAAAGUUGACCUGAGCAAGCUAGAAACGACAGCGUUAUGGAGAUAUUGGCGUCACUUCAAUCUUGUGGAUGCCAGUCCUAACCCCUCCAAGGAGCAGCUAAUUGAUGCAGUUCAGAGGCAUUUCACGUCACAGCAAUUGGAUGAGUUGCAGGUUAUCGUCGGGUUUGUGCAGGCUGCAAAGAGGCUCAAAACUGUCUGCAAUUGAGCUCGGGAGAAGCCUGCCAUGCUAACUGAUUGGAAGCAGGCCUAUUAUUGUCUGUAGCUAUAUUGUGUAACAUAUGUAUCCUGGGUGUGGUUAGUGGAACAGCUUGGGUAACUGGGUUUUCCAUAGCUAGAGGUUACUGUAAGUCCUGUAAUGUAGAUAUAUACACUGGCCAAGACCUUGCAGCCAUUGUGGCUUUUGACAUUGCCAAUGAUGCAUUGCUGACUGACUAUUUGGGAAGAAACUGUGUUUCUGUUUUCUUGGUGACAUGGGCUUAAAAGCAUUGUCAGAGUUGUUU
Molecule: messenger RNA, 1248 nt
Organism: Phoenix dactylifera (date palm)
Lineage: Eukaryota; Viridiplantae; Streptophyta; Magnoliopsida; Arecales; Arecaceae
Biological process (GO): regulation of DNA-templated transcription
Cellular component (GO): histone deacetylase complex
Molecular function (GO): protein binding; transcription coregulator activity
Source: RefSeq, a predicted model, not a curated record